Messenger RNA from Olea europaea var. sylvestris, 1240 nucleotides. Its product is annotated as zinc finger protein CONSTANS-LIKE 2-like. Gene Ontology annotation, cellular component: nucleus. The transcript has a single exon. Gene Ontology annotation, molecular function: zinc ion binding; protein binding. Gene Ontology annotation, biological process: regulation of flower development. The record is from RefSeq and is a predicted model, not a curated record. NCBI's taxonomy places the organism in Eukaryota, Viridiplantae, Streptophyta, Magnoliopsida, Lamiales, Oleaceae. The coding region runs from base 54 to 1103 and encodes 349 amino acids.
CAAAAAUCAUCCACUGUAUAUUUUCAUCAGGCAAACAGAAUAAUUAAACAGAAAUGUUGAAUGAAAAAAAUGGAGACACCAGCACCAACUGGGCUCGUAUAUGCGACACGUGCCAAUCCGCCGCGUGUACUGUGUACUGCCGGGCCGACACGGCCUACUUGUGCACUGGCUGCGACGCCCGCAUCCAUGCCGCCAACCCGGUGGCUUCUCGGCACGAGCGCGUGAGGGUGUGUGAAGCCUGUGAACGUGCUCCGGCUGCCUUUUUAUGCAAAGCUGACGCCGCAUCCCUCUGCACCACCUGUGAUGCUGACAUCCACUCGGCCAACCAACUAGCACGCCGCCACCAACGCGUCCCCAUUUUGCCGAUUCCAGGCUCACUCUUCGGCCCCCUCGCCCCCUCCCCAAGUGCAUUAAUAAUGACUCCAACUGGUGAAACCGAUGCAGACGAAGAGAUGGAAGAAGCAACUUCAUGGUUACUGCUAAACCCUGUCAAGAAUAGUGAAAAUCAAGUGAACAAUGAAGUUGAUGCUUAUUUAGACCUGAAUGAGUACAAUUCAUGUCAAGAAAUUCACUUCACUGAUGAUCAGUACAACAAUCAGAAGCAACGUUAUAAUGUUCCUGAUGAUGAUAAAAAAAUGUACGGUAGUGAUAGUGUUGUGCCAGUUCAGUAUGGAUCAAAGGGUAAAGAAGAGGUUGAUCUAAACAGUUUUCAGUUAGGGAUCGAGUUUGAUAUCUCCAAUGAUGGCUACGGUUAUCCAGUUAUGGAUAUUGGAGUUGUACCAGAAUCAAGAUUGAGUGAAGUUUCUUCAUCAGUCUCCCAGCAAAGACCCUCUAAAGACACAGUUGAUCUUUUCUCAAAUUCACCUAUCCAGAUGCCAACACAACUUUCUGGCACGGACCGAGAGGCCCGCGUCUUAAGGUAUCGGGAGAAGAAGAAGAUGAGGAAGUUCGAGAAGACAAUUAGAUAUGCAUCGAGGAAGGCCUAUGCAGAAACCCGACCCCGGAUCAAAGGUCGAUUUGCAAAAAGAACAGAUAUUGAUCAAAUGUUCUAUACAAGUCUAAUAGUCGAUAGUACUCGAUAUGGCAUCGUACCCUCAUUUUGAGCCGAUGCAAGAAUCAAAAGCUUUUUUUUUUUUUUUUUAUAAAGAAAGUUUAAGGAAUUUUCUUUUAGGAUUUGUACAAAUCAAUUCUGCAGCUCCCGCUAAGCACAUAUACAUAUACACUAUAAUUUUAUCAUUCA